AUGAGCCAAGCAACACUCCGCACUGAGCGUCUCGAGCUCCGGCCUCUCGGGUCCGAACACGGAGACUACAUCUACCAACUGGACUCAGACCCCGAAGUGAUGAAGUACAUUGGCUACGGAAAGCCACUUACCGCGGACGAUUCGACUAUCGUACACAAACUACUACUCGAGACAGCCUCAUUCGGAUCUGGCCUUGGAUGCUGGGCCGGCUUCGCGGGCGAUGAAUUUGUGGGCUGGUGGGUGCUGGCACCCAGCCAGAGCAACGAUACUCCUCCCCAAGUCAACAAGAAGCGAGUCGAGUUCGGUCUAAGAAUCCUUCCCAAGUUUUGGGGCCAGGGUUACGCCAAGGAGGGUUCUCGAGCACUGGUGAAGCACGGUCUGGAGGACCUCAAAGUGGAGGAGGUAUACGGCGAGACCAUGGCUGUGAACCAGGGAUCAAGGGCCGUCAUGGCCAAGAUUGGCCUCAAGCAUGUCCGAACAUUUCACAACAAGUACGACAACCCUCCUCCCGGAAUUGAGGAGGGUGAAGUGGAAUACAAGGUUACGAGGGAUGAGUGGGCAUUGCAACAGGCAUGCGCGGCAUAG
Messenger RNA from Fusarium coffeatum, 585 nucleotides. RefSeq lists its product as uncharacterized. The transcript has a single exon. Bases 1 to 585 code for a protein of 194 amino acids. NCBI's taxonomy places the organism in Eukaryota, Fungi, Ascomycota, Sordariomycetes, Hypocreales, Nectriaceae. The record is from RefSeq and is a predicted model, not a curated record. Gene Ontology annotation, molecular function: acyltransferase activity, transferring groups other than amino-acyl groups.